GUGAACUACUAGCUCCGCCCCCCGCGGGUCGCACCAGGAGCAGUAAGGACGGAGCCGGUGACGGAGACAAACGCUCCUUCUGCAGUUCUGAGUAACUCUUUUCUUUGUCCCGUUCCUCGGGUUCUGCCCGGCUCGGUUCUGCUCGGCUCGGUUCGGUUCUGCUCGGCUCGGUUCUGUUCUGCAGCGGCGCAGAGAAACACGGAAAGUUUCGUUAGUCUGGGAUCCCGGAGAGCGGGAUCAGAGACCCGGUGGUCCCGCCUGGUCUUGAACUUCCAGAGCGAUCCCGCACGCAGCUGAAGACGUGAACCCGAUCCCCGCGACCGAUCCGGACUCUGAUCCGGACUCUGAUCCGGACUCUCCCGGCUUCAGUCCUCCCGGACGCACAUGGGCGGACCGGGUCUCUGCGUGCACGCGGUCCUGCAGCGGAUCCGACCCGGUUCUGGUUAAUUGAAGACAUGCAACUUCUGGACCGUUUGUCCUGCGGGAGAAUGGAUUACCGCCGCGGAGCCUGCCGGGAAACGACCCGUCCAAACCAAUGAAGCGGCGAUGAACAUUGAUUAUUGAUUGCCACAAAGAAGAAGUGAUUGAUCUGCGAUCCGCGGGGCUCUCCGGGGGGGCUUUUGAUGUGUUCUGGUUCCGGUCCGUGCGGGUCUCAGAGCUGAAGAGAAGAGCCGGAUGUUCGGCGGGACGCAGCGCUCCGCCACGCCGCACAUGGAGCGCUCCGGGCGGCCGCCGUCGCUGCUGCUGCUCGGCCUCCUGCUCCGCGUCUGCUCCGCCGUCACCGACGACCGGCUCAUCUCGGACCGGUACGCGGUGUUCUGGAACAGCUCCAACCCGAGGUUCUUUCGGGGCGAGUACACGGUGGAGGUGGCCAUCAACGACUACCUGGACAUCUACUGUCCGCACUACGAGUGGGCGGAGCCGGACGAGCGCAUGGAGCAGUACGUGUUGUACAUGGUGAACUACGACGGCUACACCACCUGCGACCACCGCCGGAAGGGAUUCAAGCGCUGGGAGUGUAACCGCCCUCAGAGCGCCAACGGGCCGCUCAAGUUCUCCGAGAAGUUCCAGCUGUUCACCCCCUUCAGCCUGGGCUUCGAGUUCAGGCCAGGACACGAGUACUACUACAUCUCUUCUCCGCCUCCGAACAUGGCGGCAAAACUCUGUCUGAAGCUCAAGAUCUACGUGAAACCAACCAAUGACUCCGUGUACGAGUCUCCGGAGCCCUUUCUGACCGACGACACCACCGGCGGCUGCAGCCUCGCUCUGCCCCGCCUCCCCAUGCUGUCCGCCACGUUGCUCCUCCUCCUCAUCCUCCUCCUCGCCUCCUCAUAGCACCUCCUCCAACCCCUUCUCCUUCCUCCGUUUGGACAGAUCUCCGUCCGCCUGUCCGAGGAAACUUGGGACGGGGAAAAGAAACCCAGCGCCCGACUCUCCCUGACCUCUUGACCUUUACCUGAACCUCAGCCAAUCAGACGAGGCUGAGGUCACUGGUGGGAGGAGCCUGGAGCUUCUUUUUGAGUCUCUGCUGGGAUCUUCAUUGCUAUGUGGAUGCUUCUGUUCUGAGAAAGUCCAGACUCCUUUGACUCCCUCGUUAAUUUAUACGUUGUUGUGGUGUGUGUGUGUGUCUGUGUGUGUGUGUGUGUGUGUGUGUGUGCAUACACAAACACACACAUGUAUCUCUGUAUUUCCACUUUAGUUCGGUAUAUUUCUAGACUUUUAUUUUCCUGCUGCCAAAGUGAAACCUGAGUUUAAAUUCAGAUGCAACAAUUUAACUUAAUACAUUUUCUUACAUAAACCUUUAGCGAUUAGCGAAUCUUAAGGGUGCCCGUGGUUAGUGUGUUUUAUGUCCUCGUCAUGAAUCUACAAGCGAGCAUUCAAUGAAGAACCCACGAGUAGUUAUGUGAAAAACAAUCGCAACCUGGAGCUGACUGAAGAUCCAGAAUGAUGAAGGUGUAUUGUUCCUUUAUACGUUUUUGUGCAUGAAGUGAGAUUCCGCGGCAGGUGAACAGCAAACGCGGUCAGAGGGUGAUAUUUAUGAUGGUGUGUCCGAGUCACUCUAGCGCUCCUCGUCCGUUAGCACUGAAACAUUUAGAGCAUUUUUAAAAAUCUUUGGUGAAUAACUAAACUGUAAACCCGUACACUUUACAUACUCAUCCAUUUGUUCUGGAGUUUCAGUUAACUUUUUCUUCUGUUCCAGCUGAAGAUGUUGAAUCAAUCAAAGCAAACGACUUUGCAUGAAGUAAAUGUUACACUAUUGAUUUGAUAUAUGCAGAACCCCUGAAAAUCCCUGAUUUGAAACAAUUACAAUUGUAGCAUACUUGACAUUACUUGAUAAGAUAAUUCAUUUAAAUCCAGAUUUAAAGUCAUGAAUAACAACUGCCGGUUCACAUGUCAAACUAAGUUUGAGAUUUGACUGGCGACAAAUGCUAAGAUACAGAGAUACAAAGUUACAAUGCUAAGAAGCAGUAUAAGUUACUAUUGCCACACAUACCUAUUGGUAAAGAUAACGUAGCUUCACCGGGCUACUGGAUGAGCUAUGGUAGCUUUGCAGACCUACUAGACGAGCUAGCGUAGCUUCACAGACCUACUAGACGAGCUAACGCAACUUCAUAGACCUAUUUGACAAGUUAACAUAGCUUCACAGAACUACUUGACAAGUUAAUGUAGCUUCACAGACCUACUAGACGAGCUAACGCAGCUUCAUAGACCUAUUUGACAAGUUAACGUAGCUUCACAGACCAACUUGACAAGUUAAUGUAGCUUCGCAGACCUACUAGGCGAGCUAAUGUAGCUUCACAGACCUACUUAACAAGUUAACAUAGCUUCACAGAACUACUUGACAAGUUAAUGUAGCUUCACAGACCUACUUAACAAGUUAACAUAGCUUCACAGAACUACUUGACAAGUUAAUGUAGCUUCACAGACCUACUAGACUAGCUAACGCAGCUUCAUAGACCUAUUUGACAAAUUAACAUAGCUUCACAGACCUACUUGACAAGUUAAUGUAGCUUCACAGACCUACUAGACGAGCUAACGUAGCUUCACAGACCUACUAAGCGAGCUAACGUAGCUUCACAGACCUAAUUGACAAGUUAACAUAGCUUCACAGACCUACUAGACUAGCUAACGCAGCUUCAUAGACCUAUUUGACAAGUUAACAUAGCUUCACAGACCUACUUGACAAGUUAAUGUAGCUUCACAGACCUACUAGACAAGCUAACGUAGCUUCACAGACCUACUAGGCGAGCUAACGUAGCUUCACAGACCUACUAGGCAAGCUAACGUAGCUUCACAGACCUACUAGGCGAGCUAACGUAGCUUCACAGACCUACUUGACAAGCUAACGUAGCUUCACAGACCUACAGGAUGAGCUAUUGCAGCUUAGCAGACUUGCAGACAAUCCCAAUAGAUGAAAACAAAAAUAAACAAUAUUAAUUAAGUGUUCAGCCCAAAUCAAUACUCUGAUUAAACUUCUGAAGGUUUCGGAUCUUUUGGCUAAUUCAUACAAACGUAAUCAUCUGGUUGAGUACAAAAGUAAUAAUCAUAAAAAAAACCUUUUCAUUUUGUGUUUUUUCAAUAGCAGAUGGACUUUUAUUUCUGUAAAUCUGCCAAAGACUAUUGAUUCACUUUUCUAUAAGAUGGAAAGUCAUACAGCAGCUACUGUGGUCAUCGUGACCACGCCCAUCUCUGCCAUAGGAGGCGGAACUAUGAGAGGAGGAGGAGUCUGGUCUAUUUCUCUUUUUUCUAUACUGUGUUUUUGUUGUCAAUAAAAUAAAAACGAAUGUUAAACGCAAAACAAAAAUGAACCAAUCAAAAAUGGCCUUUUCCCCACUGGUGCUGAAUUUUAUGUCAUUGACUGACGUGUUUUCUGGGAAACAGCGACGCCACGUGGUCCUGAGGACUUUUCUUUAUUUCUCUUCAUCUUCACGAUCUCCGCUGAUGGAGGACAAGUGUGUCUCCUUGGACAAACAAGGGCAUGCUGGGAAAUGCAGUAUGUGUAAACGAAAGCACUGUGAUGGAGGGUGGGUUGGAAAACUGACUUUGCUUCUUGUUUAUCGGUACAAAAACAGCAAACGUUUUUUCUUUGAUGUUCGUGCCAUUUUGUCAGUUUUAAAAAAACGCAGGGGAAAAUUCAUAUGAGAUAUGAAUUCAUGAAGGAUUCAGAUGUUUGUUGUUAUUGUUGCUGCUGUUGUCGUUGUUUCCUCUUAUGUUCCUGCUUGCAUCACAAUAAAUUCUUGUACUUGUAGUCCUGUUCUUUUGGGUCGUGUGGGUUUUAAGUUUUUCUCAUUACCCGCCUCAUUUUUCUGUGUAUAGAAUCAGUUUUUUGUGGCGUAUGAAAUGUUAUUAAAGCAGCUGGAGGAGAGAAAAAGUACCGGAACCCGUUCUGAUGCUGGUUUUGUGAGAGGGGGUGAGACCUCCACGAUGUCCUUCUUUUACAGUGUCUAUGAGAAGAUUUUUUUUUUACAUAGAAAUGUCUGCAUAUUGUAUUCUCUAAAAGACGAAAAAACAAAUCUGUUUUUCUAUAUUUUCUUAUUGGAUGCUUAUAAAGUCCUGUUGAAUAUUGCAAUUAUCCGAUUGGCUAGAGAGCUUACGCGGGGUCGGAGGUCAUCAGGCCUCUUCAGGACUUUAUUUUUCUGCGCUGCAUGAGCUGGAAGAAUAAAAAUUUAAAAUACAUUUACUGAAUUUACUUUUACGACAAGAGAAAAUGUUAAAAAGUGUAUCAAUCUGUGUCUGAUAAGGUCACCAAUAAAAAUAUGUUCCACUAAAAUUGA
Gasterosteus aculeatus aculeatus (three-spined stickleback) is the source of this 4775-nucleotide messenger RNA. RefSeq names its product ephrin-A2b (gene efna2b). Lineage: Eukaryota; Metazoa; Chordata; Actinopteri; Perciformes; Gasterosteidae. Gene Ontology annotation, cellular component: plasma membrane. The record is from RefSeq and is a predicted model, not a curated record. Gene Ontology annotation, molecular function: ephrin receptor binding. Gene Ontology annotation, biological process: ephrin receptor signaling pathway; axon guidance; osteoclast differentiation.